ACGCCGAGGUCACGUGGAGGGGGGGGGUCUCCCUACGUAAGAUGGCGGCGGCGGGCGUCUUCCUCACCCCUCUCGUCUAGCGGCGCGCUCGGCAGUGAGAGAUGCGGUGAGGGAGGAUGAUGGUGAUGAGAGUGGAGGAGGGGAGAUCGGCGACCAUGCUCGCCCCAGCCCCGGGAGCAGACGGAGGUCACCGCCGCCUCCACGCCGAGGUCACCGCCCACAUCUUCGGAGACGGCGUCGGCCCCUUCGGCGACGAUGGCCUCGGCAUGGACCGGUGCAGGGGAGAGGAAUUCGGCGGCUACUACUACGACGACGGUUACGGUGACUACUACGACGACGACGACGAUGACGGCGCCAGUCGCUACCAGGAGCGCGUGGCCUCGGCCUCCCUGGAGUCGUCGCUGCCGGGCUGCUUCGCCAGCCUCCCCGUGCCCAUCCUCGACUCGCUCUGGGAGGCCCCCGGCAGUUUCAACGGCGACUUCGUGCUGGUCACCGAAUUCUGCGAGGUGGUGGGACCCAAGCCCGUGCUCACUGUGCCCGACGGCGCUGGCGGGGACUUCGACCAGAACCACUUUGCUCUGCGGGUCAUGUCCGUGGACUACCAGCUCGGCAGCAGCAUCUCCGUGAGCGUCGGUGCCGAUUGCGACUCCCCGGACGGCGGCGGCGGUGGCGGCGGCGCUCCCCCGCUCAAUAUGGCGCGCGACAGCAAGCACCUGCUGCGCGACUUCAAGCAAGGUGCCUCGGCAUACGUCCACCACUUCACCUUCUACGACCUGGAGGCGCGCGGCUUCGUGCGGCCCUACUGCAUGUCAUACGUGACGGCCGACGAGCACAAGCUGCUGCCCGCCUACGAGCGCCUUGCCGCCGACUUCGAGCGCGCCUCCGAGUGCUUCAAGCAGGGGAACCGCCGCGAGUUCUCGCGCUCCGUCUCCGAGCUCCUGGAGGAUCUCGAGUUCACCAAGGCCGAGCUGCUGCGCAGGGAUGACCCGAAGCAGCAGCAGCAGCAACAACAGCAGCAGCAACAGCAGCAACAACAGCAGCAACAACAACAGCAGCGACGUGGAGGAGCUGUGAACGCGGCGACCGCAACGGCAGCAGCGAUGGGGCCACCGGCCCAGCGCCUGCCCGUGUGCACCGCGGCCGCCGUGGAGCAGUCCAACGAGCUGGGCAACGUGGAGCGGUUGCUCUUUGACCACAGGCAGCUGCUGAACCGGGUGCGUGGCGCCUCGUGUGCGGUGGGCGACGCGGCGCCGACGGCCAACGGUGGCGCUGCGUACACACCCAAGUACUACCGCCAGAGGAGCUGCAAGGGCGCGGAGAAGACGCUCAAGAGCAUGCGCGAGCUGUGCGGCAGCCUGCACUUCGAGCGGGGCGUGGAGCUGCUGAGCGAGCUGCAGCGGCGCUACCGGGCUGACACGGCCCAACUGGCCUUUGUCCACUCCGACCUGUGGCUUCACGCCUUCGCGGCCAGCGACUGCGAGCGCCUGUUCCCCGAAUUGGGUGCAGGGAGCCCCGGGGAAGAGGAGCCAGAUGAAGAUGAUGGCGCCGACGGUAACGACGACGGUGACGUGGCGAAGGGGUGCGUCGACAGUUGGCACCACCGGCGCACGUCGGCAGUCGCGGCGUGCAGCCUGGAGUCGUACGCGUCGUGCGUGGAGAGCGUGCCCAUCAGCGUCACGCGGGGGGGGACCUCCACCGCGCUUGGGCCUCCUCCGUCGCCGACGCCGCCUCCGCCGCUGCUGCCCCAGACCGAGGGUGUGGGCAGUGCGGGCAGCGGCGACAGCAUCGAGGUGCUGAGGACGGAGUGGCCGCAGGACGCAGGGGUGGUGGCAGCAGCCACAGAGGAGGAGCAGGACGAAGAGGGUGAAGAGGACCGGGAUGAGGGGCGUGAGCAGGAGGUAGCGGAGGAGGAGGAGGAGGCGGUGGAGGCAUUGGUACCGGUGUCAGGCCCCAGCGGUCCCGAUUGGGCCCCUCGGCUGUACGAGCUACGGCGCUCGCACUCCGUGCACAGGAAUGUGAGCGAGGACAGCAUCGAGGUGCUCGGCUCCACCGCCUUUGCGCUGUCACCGGCGCCGUCCUACGUCAUGGAGGCGCCGCCCGACUCCAUCGCAGAGGAGACGGUGGGCGAGGCGGGGGUCUGCAGCGUCGAGGGUGACGAACCCUCCUCCCUCAUCUUCUACUCGUGCGACGGCUACAUGGAUAAAGACUGUGGCUGCGGUGAUGACGACGACGGAAGAAACAACGGCAACAUCAUCGGUACCCUCGCUGAGGAGGCGGAGAACGAGGAGUUGGGCUGGUGCCCAGACGCUGGUGCAAACGAAGGCGGCGGGAAAGAACUGCGGGUGCACGAGCGGGAGCCGCCGAACGGGGAGGAGCUCUCGCUCUCCCUGCAGGACACAUUCUCGGACAGCAGCAGCAGUCACUUGAGCCGCGGGCUAGAGACCCCGGCACCUGCGGCCGACGGCUUCGACGCGCUGCAGCUGGCCAGGCGGCUCGGCAAGCCCGUGACGCACGUGCUGUUCGCGCUGCUCAGCGGGCGCACGCUGGCCGUGCUGGCCGAGGGCGAGGCGCAGGCGCGCCGCACCGUCGACGCGCUGCUUCCCUUCGUGCCGGCCGGUGGGAGAGGGCACGGGCGUGGUGGCGGUGGUGGGCACGGCCAUCGUCGCAGUCGUCCCGCCGUAGAGCCGUGGCGCACGGAUGCCCUGCGCAUCAGCGACAUCGCCGCCGUCAAACUCGUCGGCAUGAAGAGCUCGCAGGCGGUGCAUGACGCCCUCCUGCGCUACCGCCGUUACGUGUCGGUGCUGGACACGGCGAGUGGCACGCUCACGACUCCGCUGUACCAGGGCACCGCGCUCGCCAACCUCUCCGGCCUGCACGGACGUUCCCUCGCCGGUAACCGGGCGUACCUGGCGCGCGCGGGCGCCAUCGUCGCCGAGCUCUCGUCCAAGGCCUUCGUGCUGCGCUCGCACCUGUGGGGUCGCUGCCGCUCCGCGGGCAGCGGGGCCGCCGACGAAGCGGAGGCCCUGCCGCGCGGCGCCGUCACAGAGUGGUGCGGCUCCCGCCUGGGUCUCCUCCCGGACGACGCGCACAUCGUGAGACACUUGGCCGAGCUGAUGGCCGAGCGCGGGGCGAUGGGAAGGCCCGCAUGCCCACCCGCCCUGAGGGUCGACUACGUGAGCAGCUCCACCUUCCGGUUCCAGCCUUUCAGGGCCGCGGACAUGGUGGUGGACAGCUAACGCCCUGACGGGCACACGUGUCCUCCGUUUAAGAGGAUCGCCAUGGCUGGCUGGCUCGCUUGCUGCUGCUGCCUCCGUUUUUUAAAGGGGAACCGAUACGUAACCAUUUCCUUCAAAUUCAGUGUUUUUUUAAUUCAUUUAAAAAUUUAAAGUGAAGCACCAGGGGCCUGCACAUGUUGAUCAAAAAACUAAAAUGUUGCAGUGUGUUAAAAUGCAUGUCGUAAUUUUAAAAGUUAUUGGAAGGAUACAUGUGCUCGAAAUACUGCGCUACUCUCAACUUCCCCACAGCUGCAGGGCUGAACGGUUAGCGAGAGCCAUGCAGUUUAAAACUGCACAUUAUCAUUGCUGCAUGGAUAAACAUGUGCAGUGCUCCGUAAUUUUGAGUUGAGAUGCACAGGCCUGUCAAAGCUUGGUGCUAGGAUACUUGUGUUGAAGGCAGUCAGCAUGCUAAACAGCCGGAGUGAAUGUGUGCCAAAUUCUUUUUCUGGAGACAAUGGCAAUUUUCUGCAUGCUAGUGAGUUGAUGGUGCUGCUAAACAAACCCCGAAUACUGCGUGCCAAACCCCGUCUUCCCUCCCGAGCAUGCCUUGCCUGAAACGCGCCUUUGCCUGCAAUGUUAGCCGUCGUGUUUUUUUGUAUUCUGUACAGAGCGGCACCUUGCUGAGUUUUUAAAACUUGAUUUUGAGUUGUAAACUGUCAUGCCAUACGCUAACCGCAGCGUUUCCACGGGUUUGUUUUUAAAUCUUGAAGGUUACCCGCAGUGCACUAAUUUUAAAGGAGAGUAUUUUUUCAAGAAUAUCUAUUUACUGCCGGCGGCUUCUAAUGUUACAUUAAUGUUACCGUGAACCUACAUGCUAACAAAAAAAGGAAACGGUUUUAUUUUCAAAUGUCACGGUUUGUAUGUUGUUAUGAAUGUUCUGGAUAGUUAUCGUGGGAAUGUUUUAAACGAUACCAUUUGCAGAAGUGUUAAGGAGAGGCGGAGGAAGUAACCAAUGUUACUCACGCCUUCAUGCCGUUCUACCACGUGGGCCGACCUGAUUACAGCAAUGACAGGACAAGCCAACCAUGCCCUUUAGCCUCUGUUGGAUUCCUCCACAGCGUUUGCACCACGAUGGGACAUGGAUAAUGGAUGCAGAGGUCCACCGCCAGUACUCGCCCAUGCUAAUCCACUGGUCCCCUCCAAUCCAUGAGGACAGUGUCUUGGCUUAAGGGGAAUAAAACAAACUAAGGAUGCGAAACCAAAAGUAGUUUGGAUCCACUUUAGGUCUGUCAUUCUCAUACUUUGAACUUCUCUUGCAAGUGGGGAGCCGUUCUUAAGUUCCUCAGUUUACACAUGGUGCCUGUCAAUAAGUUACCCCUUACUAAAAUUCACAAUUGUCGUUGUAACCCAGAAAACGUCCCAAAUGGGGAAAACAUGCAGAGCUGUGUCGCACAAAAUACUGAGGACCAAAGUUGUUGCGAAUCUUAAUGUUACAGGAAUCGUAAAAAGACCCUGCCCCUCCAUCUUCAAUGUCAGUACACUCCUGUGCUUCAGAUUUUAAGGCGAGCAAAAUAAUGCAUUAACAUGAAUACAUGUUUUAAACCGUAAAUUCACGUUGCGAAAAGCAAAUCAGAUAAGUGAACAUUAAUGCCUUGCACAAUGCUACAUGCAGAAAUGUCCUCACUAAUUUUAACAGCGUGGUUGGAAACAUAAUUUGGGUCUCUGUAAAAGUACAACACUGCAUUAAUUUGGGCAGACUGCAGAGCCGGCCAAGAUUCUGCGGUCGGGGUUGUUUACGUGCUCGAAUGUGGUGUCUGGAAGAAUGGUUGGUUAUGAAGGGACAAAGGAGCCACCACCAUUGUGGGCUGAUGCGUCUGGCUCAAAUAAAGCUUU
Molecule: messenger RNA, 5108 nt
Organism: Lethenteron reissneri (Far Eastern brook lamprey)
Lineage: Eukaryota; Metazoa; Chordata; Hyperoartia; Petromyzontiformes; Petromyzontidae
Gene: SMCR8
Product: SMCR8-C9orf72 complex subunit
Cellular component (GO): guanyl-nucleotide exchange factor complex
Molecular function (GO): GTPase activator activity
Source: RefSeq, a predicted model, not a curated record